This is a messenger RNA of Chaetura pelagica (chimney swift), 1658 nucleotides long. It is a transcript of the gene MIEF1, whose product is annotated as mitochondrial elongation factor 1. NCBI's taxonomy places the organism in Eukaryota, Metazoa, Chordata, Aves, Apodiformes, Apodidae. The transcript has 5 exons. Gene Ontology annotation, cellular component: mitochondrial outer membrane. Bases 103 to 1497 code for a protein of 464 amino acids. The record is from RefSeq and is a predicted model, not a curated record. Gene Ontology annotation, biological process: mitochondrion organization; positive regulation of mitochondrial fission.
UCCCUGCCCAGCACUGUCCUGAAGAAAUCUGGAAGGUGCUUCCACGGGCACGGCAGGAGGUCUCUCCUGUUCUCCUUACAAAUGCGUUAGGUCACAGGUGGGAUGGCGGGCGCGGGGCCGCGCAGAGGGAGGAAGGAUGACAACGGCAUCGGCACGGCCAUCGACUUCGUGCUGUCCAACGCCCGGCUGGUGCUGGGCGUGGGGGGAGCUGCCAUGCUGGGCAUCGCCACGCUGGCCGUCAAGCGGAUGUAUGACCGGGCAAUCAGUGCUCCCAGCAGCCCCACUCGCUUGAGCCAGUCGGGAAAGAGAAGCUGGGAAGAACCAAACUGGCUGGGCUCCUCCUCACGCCUGCUGAGCCAGGACAUGAAGACCAACCUCAGCCGCUCCCUGCAGACCCUUCCCACCGAUCCUUCGGCUGCAGACACAGACUUUUUCCGAGCCACGAAGCCCAAGCCAUCUGCCAAGAGGAGCCAAGUGGAGCUGAAAAAGUCCCGCCUUCGCCUGUCUCUGCAAGAGAAGCUCUUUGCUUACUACCGGAGGAAGGUGGCCAUCCCAGGGGAGGAGCAGGCUCGGGCCAAGCAAGCUGCCGUGGACAUCUGCGCGGAGCUGCGCAGCUUCCUGCGAGCCAAGCUGCCCGACAUGCCCCUGCGGGACAUGUACCUGAGCGGCAGCCUCUACGAUGAUCUGCAGGUGGUGACAGCUGACCACAUCCAGCUCAUUGUGCCUCUGAUGCUGGAGCAGAACCUGUGGUCAUGCAUCCCUGGGGAGGACACCAUCAUGAACAUUCCUGGCUUCUACUUGGUGCGUCGGGAAAACCCUGAGUACUUUCCCCGUGGGAGCAGCUACUGGGACCGCUGUGUGGUGGGAGGUUACCUUUCCCCCAAAGCUGUAGCAGACACCUUUGAGAAAGUUGUAGCUGGCUCCAUCAACUGGCCAGCAAUUGGUUCUCUCUUGGAUUAUGUGAUCCGUCCAGCAGCUCCUCCAGCAGAUUUGACACUGGAAGUCCAGUAUGAUCCAGGACGGCAUCUUUUUAUUGACUUCCUGCCAUCCCUGACCCUGGGUGACAUCAUCCUUGUGGCCAGACCCCAUCGAUUGGUCCAUAAUGACAAUCUGUGGCGACUGAGCCUGCGGCCAGCAGAAACGGCUCGCCUCCGAGCUCUGGACCAGGGUGAUUCUGGCUGCCGUUGCUUGUGCCUGAAGAUCUUCAAAGCGAUAUGCAAGUUGAACCCAGCCCUGGGCCACCUCACUGCCAGCCAGCUCACCAAUGUCAUCCUGCACCUAUCCCAAGAAGAGUCUGACUGGUCCCAGGACAUGCUGGCUGAUCGCUUCUUGCAGGCACUGAAGGGGUUGAUCCGCUACUUGGAAGCAGGUGUCCUCCCAAGUGCUCUGAACCCCAAGGUGAACUUAUUUUCAGAGCUCACCCCUGAGGAAGUGGAUGAGUUGGGAUACACCCUCUACAGCUCUCUCUCAGAGCCAGAGGUCUUGCUGCAGACGUAAUGGGGCCUUACUGGGGGAAGUAUUGAUAGGGGUUAGCCAAGGUGGACUGCAAAAUGUGUCUCCUCCACUUCUCUCUCUCUCUGUCUCCUUUUAGUUCAUUAUUUCUUCCUUCUGUGGAGUUGGUGCUCCCACUGGAUUUCUUGGUGCUACUGGUCCAUUUC